CUCCUUCCGCCCUUCAAGCACGCUGGUGAUGGAGGAGUAAAAAGCGACAUGAUUGGUUGACACAGCCAGGAGAGGAGAAAUGUAAACCCAUUCGUUUUGUUGCAUCGGCUCCCCCUCUUUGUCUCCUUUUUUUUGUUUCUCCCCUUUCCUCUCCUUCAAUGACAGAAGCAGCAGCAACAGCAGGAGCCAGCCGGGCGGCGGUGUGGGGGGAAGCUCCACUCGGUGGUGCAAGUAGGAUUUCCCUGCAAGUCUGCGGUAAGGAUAACAACAACAACAACAACAACAACAACAACACCUAGAAUAAACAGCAGGCAUGCGUGUGCGCAAGGAGAGGAAAAAAACAACACACGCACACAAUGCACAAUGGUGUUGCCCGGGGCUGCCGCGAUAGCUCUCUCAAACUAACCAGGGAGAGAGUCGCUCGUCUUGCUUGCUUGACAGCUGCAGGGCCAAUGGAAAUAUGCACGGAGCCAGCUGCGCUAAAGCUGCAGCCAAUGGAAAAAUGUGAAAUGCGGAGCUGCGACUGGAUUCAGAUGAUGCAGUGAAGGGAUAGAAGAUGAAAAUACACAAAAAGGACAAGCAGCAGAUGUUCACUGGUCUCCUGAAGCACACGCCACCUCUGGCCUCUGCUGCAGCGGCCUCCUCCUCUGCCUCGGACCAAAACAGCAACGCACAAACCACAGUCCCUACGAUCCCACGGGGACACCUGGUCUUGGGCCCCAAGGACCAGCUCCGCCUCGUAACCCCAGUGGGCAGCACGGCGGUGUCUAAUCACUGCACGGUCACUGGGGCCCACGCCACUAAGCACUCCGGAGGAGCCCCGAGGCCUCCCUCCUCCAUGAGUGAGGAGGACGAUGGAGGAGGCGGGGGCAGGGUGAAGAAGAAACGAAAGAAAAAGGACAAGAGAGAAUGGGAGAGAGUGGAGGUGGAGGAAAGGGAGAGCAGCAAACCAAAGAAACGAAAGGAUGAGAGGGAGGCGACGGUGGUCACACUGAGGAAGAGCAGGGAGCCCAAGCCAAGCAAAGAGCGAAAAGAGCGCAGGAGUAAAGAGAAGGAGGGCAGGAAAGAGAGCGGGGCAGGCCUGAAGAAUGUGGCAGUUGGGAAAAUGUCUUCAGCCGCCGAAACAGCUCAAGUGCCCGUUAAAGUUCCUGGCAAAAGGGGAAGGAAACCGAAGGUCAAGGUCCUACCUCGUCUACCCACAAAUCAAACAGCAGCUCCUCCUCCAGGACUUCAUGCUAAGAUCCCAGUGCAGGCGCAGAGUGCCCAGGCCAAGAAUCAUGGCCAGGCCAACAGUAAGACUCCAGCCCCCUCAGCCCCAAAACAGAGGGGCCGCAAACCCAGAGAUCCUGGUGUAGCGCCAGUGGAGAAGAAGAAGAAGGGGAAGAGGAGAAACCAGGAAGUGGCUGUCCAGGAGGGUGCGGAGAGUGAUGACACUACCUCAAUGUCUACCCUCAACAUGGGUGAGGACAGCCAGGACCCUUUGGAUAGUGCGAAGCGGCGGUCAGGACGACAAGUCAAGAGGAGGAAGUAUAAUGAGGAUUUGGACUUUAAGGUGGUGGACGAUGACGGAGAGACCAUCGCAGUCCUUGGAGCCGGUCGCAUCUCAGCACUCAAUGCAACUGCUCUGGCGUGGCAGGCUGAGGAACCACCUGAAGACGAGGCCAACAUCAUUGAGAAAAUCCUGUCUGUCAGAACCGCAAAGAAAGAGACACCAUCGUCAGAGAACCAAGCGGAGGAGACAGAGGAGUUUUACGUCAAAUACAGAAAUUUUUCCUACCUUCACUGCAAAUGGGCCACUCUGGAGGAGCUUGAGAAGGAUCCCAGAAUCCACCAGAAGAUCAAACGCUUCAGGACCAAACAGGCUCAGAUGAAACACCUGUUCACAGAGCCUGAUGAAGAUAUAUUUAAUCCAGACUAUGUAGAGGUGGACAGAGUGCUGGAGGUGGCCGUUACCACAGAUACGGAGACAGGAGAGGAGGUGACCCAUUACCUUGUUAAAUGGUGCAGUCUCUCAUACGAGGAGGCGACGUGGGAGCUGCAGGAGGAUCUGGACCCAGAGAAGGUUAAAGAGUUUGAGGAGAUCCAGAAACUGCCGGCAGACCUGAGACACAUUGAGAGGCCUCCACCAGAAAAGUGGCAGAAGUUGGAGGACUCCAGAGAUUACAGGAACGGAAACCAGCUCAGAGAAUACCAGUUAGAGGGAAUGAACUGGUUAUUGUUCAACUGGUAUAACAGGAAAAACUGUAUCCUGGCAGAUGAAAUGGGUUUGGGAAAGACCAUCCAGUCCAUUACCUUUCUGUAUGAGAUCUUCAGCAUGGGGAUCCGCGGCCCCUUCCUCAUCAUAGCCCCACUGUCCACCAUCACCAACUGGGAGAGGGAGUUUCGCACCUGGACGCACAUGAACGUCAUCGUGUAUCAUGGCUCCCAGAUCAGCCGACAGAUGAUCCAACAGUACGAGAUGUUUCACAGGGACCCGCAGGGUAACACCAUCCCCGGUGUGCUGAAGUUUCAAGGGUUGAUCACCACUUUUGAGAUGAUCAUGGCCGACUGUCCAGAGCUGAAGAAGCUGCACUGGCGCUGUGUGGUGAUCGAUGAAGCUCACCGUCUGAAGAACAGGAACUGCAAACUACUGGAGGGACUCAAACUCAUGAAUCUGGAACACAAGGUUCUGCUAACAGGAACCCCUCUGCAGAAUUCUGUGGAAGAGUUGUUUAGUCUGUUGAACUUCUUGGAGCCACAGCAGUUUCCUUCAGAAAGCAGCUUCCUGGAAGAGUUUGGAGAUCUGAAAACAGAGGAACAGGUGAAGAAGCUUCAGGCCAUUUUGAAGCCCAUGAUGCUGAGAAGACUGAAAGAUGAUGUGGAAAAAAAUCUGGCACCAAAAGAAGAAACCAUUAUAGAGGUGGAGCUGACCAACAUUCAAAAGAAAUACUACCGAGCCAUCCUGGAGAAGAACUUCUCCUUUCUGUCCAAAGGAGCAAACCAACACAAUAUGCCCAACCUCAUCAACACCAUGAUGGAGCUCCGCAAGUGCUGCAACCACCCUUACCUUAUCACAGGAGCCGAAGAAAAGAUUUUGGAAAGUUUCAGGAAGUACCACAGUCUGGAUGCACCGGACUUCCAGCUGCAGGCCAUGAUCCAGGCAGCCGGUAAACUGGUGCUGAUCGACAAGCUGCUGCCCAAACUGCUGGCUGGGGGACACAAAGUCCUCGUCUUCUCCCAGAUGGUCCGCUGUCUGGACAUCUUGGAGGACUACCUCAUCCAGAGACGCUACACAUAUGAGCGCAUCGACGGCCGUGUACGAGGGAACCUGCGACAAGCAGCCAUCGACAGGUUCUGCAAGCCGGACUCGGACCGUUUUGUUUUCCUGCUGUGCACCAGAGCUGGAGGGCUGGGAAUCAACUUGACUGCUGCCGACACCUGCAUCAUCUUCGACUCAGACUGGAACCCUCAAAAUGACCUGCAGGCCCAGGCACGCUGCCACCGGAUUGGUCAGAGCAAAGCGGUGAAGGUCUACAGACUUAUCACCAGGAACUCGUACGAGAGAGAAAUGUUUGACAAGGCCAGUCUGAAGCUUGGUUUGGAUAAAGCUGUUCUCCAAGACAUCAACCGUAAAGGAAGCCUCAACGGGGUGCAGCAGCUUUCGAAGCUGGAGGUGGAGGAUCUGUUGAAGAAAGGGGCAUAUGGAGCACUGAUGGACGAAGAAGAUGAGGGCUCCAAGUUCUGCGAGGAAGACAUUGAUCAGAUUCUUCAGAGACGAACUCAGACCAUCACUAUCCAGUCUGAGGGGAAAGGCUCCACGUUUGCUAAGGCCAGUUUCAUCUCAUCAGGUAACAGAACAGACAUUUCUUUGGAUGACCCCAACUUCUGGCAGAAAUGGGCCAAGAUCGCCGAGGUGGAGAUCGACUCCAAAUCUGAGAAGGAGUCCCUGGUGAUUGACACGCCUCGGGUCAGGAAACAGACCCGUCACUACAACUCAUUUGAGGAGGAUGAGCUGAUGGAGUUCUCAGAGCUGGACAGUGAUUCAGAGGAACGACCGUGUCGUAGUCGUCGCCUGGGUGAACGCAGUCGACGUUACCUCCGUGCUGAGUGUUUCCGUGUUGAGAAGAAUCUGCUUAUCUUUGGCUGGGGUCGGUGGAAGGACAUCCUCAACCACGGUCGGUUUAAAUGGCACUUGGCUGAGAGAGAUAUGGAGGUGAUCUGUAGAGCUCUGCUGGUUUACUGUCUGAGACACUACAAAGGUGACGACAAGAUCAAGAGCUUCAUCUGGGAUCUGAUCACGCCCACAAAGGAGGGGCAGGACCAGGCGCUGCUCAAUCAUUCUGGUUUAUCAGCUCCAGUUCCUCGGGGUCGGAAAGGGAAGAAGCUAAAGAAUCCAUUAAGUGUCCCUGAGGUGAAGAACGCUGACUGGUUGGUCAGCUGUAACCCUGAGGUGGUUCUGCAGGAUGAGAGCUACAAGAAACAUCUGAAACAGCACUGCAACAAGGUGCUGUUGAGGGUGAGGAUGUUGUAUUACCUGAAGGUGGAAGUGCUGGGUGAAGCUGCCAAUCAGGCUAUGGAGGGGAUACCUGCCAGUAAACUUGAAGUGUCACUACCAGACAUCGACUACAUUGAGAUUCCAGCAACAUGGUGGGAUGCCGAUGCUGACAAAUCUCUCCUCAUAGGUGUACACAAGCAUGGAUAUGAGCGAUACAAUGCCAUGCGUGCCGAUCCAGAACUGUGUUUCCUGGAGAGGGUCGGGAUGCCAGACGUCACUGCGCUGUCUGCUGAACAGGAAGGAGGAGAGGUGGCCUCCGAUAUGGCUGAAAACAUGUGCAAAACUGAGGAGGUGAAGGAUGACACUGAUGUUAAAGCCGAUGGAGGGGAAGAUAGAGACGAGAACAGCAAGGGCGAGGAAACCUGCUCCAGCACCGAUACCUCAGACAAGCCAGACAGCACUGGUCCAGACCCCCAAAUAUCUGCUGAUGUGUGCACCCAGAAUGGGACUUUAGUCACAACCACUACAACAACGGGAACGGGAACAGGUGUGGCAGCUCUGCACGUGGUCCAGGCCCGACCCCUUUGGCCCAGUGGCCCUGCCAUAACGGCACGUAUACGACGCCUCAUCACUGCCUACCAGCGGUUUACGCUACGCCGAGAGCCUCUGCUCAGACACGACUUCUUGCUUCACGACAGCCUCGUGGGCAUGGGGGUCGGUGGAACUGGAGCCUCUCACAGUCAUCACACUGGUGGACCACACACGUGGCAACUGAGUGAAGAGCUGAGGAGGUGUUCUGUGGUCAGCACAGAACCUGACCCCCUGUUUCUAGAGUGGCAGAGAAGGUGGACUCGUCGGGAGCAAGCUGAUUUUUAUCGCACCGUGUCGUCAUUUGGGGUCGUGUAUGAUUCAGAGAGGAAAAUCUUUGACUGGUCUCAGUUCAGAGCAUUGGCUCGACUGGAGAGGAAGACGGACGAGAGUUUGGAGAGAUACUUCAAUUCCUUUGUCAACAUGUGCAGGACAGCCUGCAAGCUGCCUCUGAGAAAGGAAGAAGGCCUGGUGGACCCCACCUUGUUGGUUGAGCCUUUGACUGAGGAGAGAGCAGCCCGGACUUUAUACCGCAUCGAGCUGCUCCGCAAAAUCAGAGAGCAGGUUCUCCAUCACCCUUUACUCUCGGCCCGCCUCCAGCUCUGCCGCCCCUCCCUCUACCUCCCAGUUUGGUGGGAGACUUGCAAACACGACCGCGACCUCCUCAUUGGGGCAGCGCGCCACGGUUUGAGUCGAACCGACUUCUACAUCCUCAACGACCCGCAGCUGAGCUUCCUGGAAGCGCACAGGAACUAUGUCAGGGGACAGCACUCCUCUCACAUUCAUCCUCAGAGUCAUCAUCACCCUCACCAUCCAUCUUUGACUUCUCACUCUGGCAUCUCGUCCUCCUCUACGUCCUCGUCUCAUCCGCAGCUUCCCCAUCCUCACUGCUGUUUGUACGACUCUGGCCUCAGUCACCAAUCCCCUCAGCCUCCAGAAUACCCCCACCAGUCCUCUCACCACCACCAGCAUCAUAUUGUCUCUCCAUCAGCUCCUUCUCCGUCCUCCUCCUCUUCCUCCUCCUCUCACCCACACCUCCAACCUCCACCACUGGAUGCCCAAGAUUCGGCCUCACCAAGCCUGGGAAUCGUGUCUGGAUCACGGGGCGAUUUCCUUGACUGUCCUCCUCUGGAUGAAACUCUGGAGCUGAGUUCCCUUCAGCAUGACGCCAUGUCAACAGAUGCUUUACACGGAGGGAAGACCUCUAAGGAUGCCCUCAACGGUUUCCCCUUUAACUCGGCUGCAGGAGGUCAAAGCAUGCUCAACUCAUAUGGUGUGGGUACGACAGACUUGGAUUCUAAAAUAAGGAGUGAUGUGCUCGUAGGUGAGCAAGGUUCAUCAGAGGAAACUGGGCUGAUGGCGCCAUCAGUGGAGCUGGACCAGUUACAGGCUCCCUGGGACAGUACGGACCACUCCAGUCCUACUCACCACAUGUUCAACGAAUCUGACCCAAUCCUGGGUCCCUCCACUCUGGAGGCUGGUUUCCUUGAGGAGGAGGAUGAGGAGGCACAGGGAGGAGACAGAGGAAGGGAGGAUGGUGGCAUUCUGGAGGAUUGCUUAGGCCUCCCACCCUCUUCCUCUCCUUCUCACCCAUCUGCAGGAGACCCUGUGGAGCCACUGUCCUCAAGUUACAUACUCUUUAAGGACAUUGGCGUGAGUGAGGAACCCAGUGCCGAUCAAACAGACCUGUCAGUGAGCCCCCCUCCCCCUUACGUCCCCCCUCCUCCUCUCUCUCUCUCUGACAUGACUGCCCAUGAGCCGCAGGUUAGGCUGAGCCACUCAGAUGUUGCCGAGAGCCUGUCCAAUCCUGUGGAUGAGGGAGAUGAGCAGGAGCAAGGCACAGGGUUUGAGUUUGAUGACAAAGAGGAAGAGGAUGUGGAAGACUUUGCUGGGGAGACCAUGGAACAGAACAUUCAAAAACAAGGAGAUCAAAGUAUGGAAGGAGAGCACUGUGAUGCAUACCAAGAUGCAGACCAAAGUUUGGUAUUAAAUCCUGACAUGGACCAGAUUGAUGGCCUGGGAGAACAGGAUGAGAGGAUGGUGGUCUCAAACCAUCUGUCUCAAGAGCUUCAGGAACACAUUGAGCAAGGGGAACAUAAGACUGACUUUCCUCAAGUGCAUCAUUAUCUUGGGAAGCUGGAUCAUUGCCCUCAGUCUAUUGAAGAAUCUGGGGAGGAUAUGGAUGGUUUGAUCUUAUAUCAGACAGUCGAUGGAAAGACAAUGGAAAACUCUGCUGAAUCUGGAACGUUGAUCCCAAAUGCGUCAGGAGAGUUCCUGCAAGUGAGAGAAAUUGUAGAAAAUUCCAGAGAGGAAGGUUCAAUGGAGAAUUCGGAUCUUUCAGAUCAGUUGGAUGAGAUCUCAGAUGGUCAGAUCGAUCAUGUUUCUCUUAUGGAUAUGCCACUAAUUCAGCCCUGUGAUGAAACGGGAGUAAAACCGUCAAAUACCAAAGCCAGUAAGAUGGAGCUGGACAGCAUUUACUCAGAAUGCACUCAACCUCCCUGCCCCUCUGCUUCCCUCUCAUCUGUUACAUUAGCAUCGGAGUCUGAUGAGACCUCCACAAAGAGCAGUGCAGAAGUUGGAGUCAAAACAGAGGUUUCUACAGAUCAGGUGAACUAUGAAGGUACAGAUGAAGACUGUAAAAAUAGAGCCCUGACAAUCUCCAUCAAUGAAGACAACAAAGACAAUCUUCUUGAUCAAAAUAAAAUUGAUGCCUCUUUACCUGAAAACAGCAUUGACACUAAACCAUUGGAUCUUAAGUUUCCUCUUUUACCAGGUAGUGAGAAUAAAACGGCACAACUGGAGCUACCAAUCAAAGUGGAGGAGACAAAGACAGAGAUUGUUGAGGAAGUAUUACACAUUUACCCUGACAGCUCUCACAUGAAACAAGAAAAACUUUUUUUCCACCCCGUAAAGUCAGAGGACUUGGUGACCAAAGCUGAGCAGCUGGACUAUCCUGUGAAAGAAGAAACACCAGAGUCUAAACCUGAAGAUCUAAGCCUUCCCAUGAAGCCUGAGACCUUAGACAGUAAACCCGAGAUUCUCCAGGUUGCUUCCUACCCAGAUAGUGUCCAAGUAAAACCUGAAGCCAAACCAGUAGCUCUUUGCUUUGCUUUUUAUCCAGAUGGAGCAAAACUUAAGCACGAGACGAAGCCAGACGGUUUAAGGAUAACAGCUUUUCCUGACACAUCUGCCAUCAAGCCUGAAGCCAAGCCAGACGUUCUGGAGUUCGCAACAUAUCCAGACAGCUCUGAGGUCAAACCUGAGAUCACGCCAGAUGGCCUUGAGUCUAUGGUUCUGUCUGAGAUCAAAGUUGAGAUGAAGCAGGAGCUGUUGGAGGCGGACAGCACAGUCCUAACCCCAAAGCUGGAACAGACAGAUGGGUUGGUGGACUCCACAGAGAGCCUGGUGGACAAAGGACAAAUAAAGGAGGAGAGGCCAAGUGCAUCAGUCUCUGUGGUGGAAGGAUACACAGACAGCCCCAGGUUUGCCACUCCCAUUUCCAUAUGUGAGAUUCCUGAUGGUCUUCAUGACACCAGGGAGCCGACCAUCGCACAGCUCUUACAGGAGAAAGCACUUUACUCGUUUUCAGAGUGGCCAAAGGACCGGGUUAUCAUCACUCGCCUGGACAACAUCUGCCACGCCAUCUUAAAAGGGAAGUGGCCUUGUCCGAGUGAGCAGCAACACUCGCCAGGCUCCUUGACCACCAACUCAUGUCUGGCCAACAGCCUAGCCCAGCAUCACCACCACCGAGCAGGGUUCCUCCCCACCACAGUAUCGAACUCCAUCACAGGCCAGACCAGAGUCCAGCAGACAAACUCUGGACUGGGCUUCCCCAUCCCACCCCCUCUCACAAGAUUACCUAAGUACAUGCCGCGGGGCAGCGCAUGCGGGCGCGGAGCUUGGCGCCUCACCUCCUUGCCUCUCUUACAGGAGAGGCUCGUGGCUCCUCCCUUCCUCCCCGAGCUCAAACGCACAGGAGGUCGGAGGUCUUUUGACUACGAAGCGGCUGCGGUGGCAGCUGCUGCCAAGGUUUUAGCUGGGAAGUCAGCAGCAGCAUGCCACACUGCUGCCACCACAAGCUCCAGCGGUGAGAAGGUGCCGGUGGUAGCCCCGCCUUCUCACCGCACAGCACCCAUGUUGAUCAAUGGCUGGCAAGAAACGGCCAUUGAUCUAACCAAGUCGUCUGCAGAAAUAUGCACCAGUGGUGGCACUGCGACAGGUGAGGCUGUGGUUGCACCAGGGAUCAGCCACCAUGGAGCUAGUCCUGGCAGCAGUCUCAAGUUGCCACCGCUGCCCCCCAUCACUGCACCCUUACCAGGCUCAGUGGGGAUCGACAUGGCCGGGAUACUGCAGGCUGGGCUAAUCCAUCCUGUAACUGGGCAAAUAGUUAAUGGGAGCCUGAGGGGAGAUGACUCACUGAGGAGGAGGAGAGGGAGGAGAAGAAACGUAGAGGCUCUGUACUCUGAGUUCACCAAGAGCCGAGGACUGCACUUGCCUGAGACACAGGGCCGGGUGGAGGUGAUCAGCCACUCCUCUGUCUCCUCCUCCACUUCCUCACCAUCCCCCUCUCCCUCAGAGCGACCAGCAGGUCCCCCCACACCGUCCUCCUCUUCUACUCCUACCCCCACACAGACGCCUCCUCAGCCAGAGAUCAUGGCCAUCGACCGAGAGGCAGCCAGCAAAGGCCUGAUCGAGUGGCUGAGACAGAAUCCGGGCUACAGUAUGGAGCUGCCCACGUUUGCUCAUACUGGAGCAGGUCUGUUACAUAGUUUUGUGGAGCGUCCCAAGCAGAGGAGGCAUCGCUGUAAAGACCCAACUAAGCUGGAUAUCAACUCUCUGACGGGAGAGGAGAGGGUUCCUGUUGUGCACCGAGGCACUGGACGCAGACUUGGUGGUGCUAUGGCUCCAGCUAUAAAGGAGCUUUCCAGGUGGCUGGAUGCCAACUCGGAGUACUACGUAGCUCCAGACUGGGCUGAUGUGGUCAAACACUCUGGUUUCCUCCCUGAGGGGAAGUUCUCUCGCAUCCUGACGGAACCCGUCAACAGAGAUCCGGGUGCACGGCGCCGCGGACGGAGGCCUCGCAGUGAGAUGCCAAAACCUCUUCUGUCUGACUCCGCCUCUGGCCUGGGUCCCCCACUCUUUAUGAACGGUGGUUUAAUCAGCAGCAUGGACUCUAUGGUGGCUAUGCAGAGUCUUCGUGGUGGUAUUCCUGGCAUUCCCAUCUCUGGGAUCAUGGCAGCUGGAUUCCCUCCUGGUUUUUCUGCAGCUGUGCAGGCAGGAGCAGCUGGAGCAUCGGCAGAAGAUGCCAAGAAUGGGUUAAGUAUGUUACCCAUGAUGUUGCACGGUAUCCCGCACCCCCAUGGGGCUGCGAUCCCACAGCACGCCUUGUUCAGCGUUGGUGCAAUGAUGGCGCACACGGCGGCGCCACCUCCUCCUCACCCCAGCUCCUCCUCCUCCUCCUCCUCAUCGGCCUGCUCUUAUUCUGUGUCCAAGGUCACAACCACGACUGCACCUUCUACAUCUGAGAUAGGCAGCACCACAUCGACAACACCUGCCGAUAGAGAGAGUGCUGCCUCCUCAGCUGCUGGUGGCGAGAAGGAGAGGAGCCAUGAAGAGAAAGGAGCAGAGACCAACAAAAGGCCAGGAGGGUUGGAGGCUGCAACCAUCAUUACCUCCACCAGCAGGCCCCAUCUUGGCUCUGCACAUCUGGGAGCCAGUGCCAGCAGCCAUCUUACCUUCAACCCCUUCCUGAUCCCGGGCAUGUCUCACGGCCUGCUGUAUCCACACAUGUUCUUACCACAUGGUGGAAUCAUGGCACUGCCUGCCAUGCCACCUGGUGUAGACAGUUCCCCUGGAAGCCCAAAGAGGAGGAGGAAGAAGGGGAGGGAGGAAGGGGAAAGAGAGGAGGAGAGGGAGAAGGUAACAAUAGGAGAGUUACAGGAGAGAGGAAGUACAGUCAAGGCUAGUGUUGCCUCCUCCUUAUUCCCCUCUACCUCGGCUCUAGACCAAGGCCCAACUCUGACUGAGGAGUCCCAGACUGGGCAGGGAGGUGGCGAGGACAGGCCUUCAGAGGAACUGGACUCCCAUAACCAUCCUGAGGGAGCAUCAGCAGCAGCAGCAGCAGCAGCAGAGGAGAAUGAGGAGGGAUUAGAGGAGACUGGAGGAGAAGCAACAAGGGAGGAGAAGCAGGAAACUGUGGGGCAGAGACAGGUGGAAGGAGAGGAAGCAUAGAGGAGACAAACAAACUGCGGAGGGCAGAGAGACAAACCACUCCCCCUACUCUGUUCCAUCUCCUCCACCAUUGCUCCUUUUCUCGACUGAGCAACAGUGUAAAGUUUGUGCCGUGUCUGUCAGUUAAUGUCCAUGUAAAGACUUUUAUUAUGACAAUGACUAAUAAUAACGAUAAUGAUUAUAUUCAACUUGGUCAUGUUUAUAUUCCAAGACCCCACCCACCGUCCACACUCCCUCCUUGUAUACAAACAAGUGUAAGAAAUGAUCUGUGUAUUCUUCCCCUUCAUUCUGCAUCAAGACAAAAUCAACAGGAACACACACUUGCAUACACACACACUGCAGGCAAGAUGUGUUAACCAAGAAGCUACUUUAGAAGUCACACAGUAAUCCCAGAUUAUCUGUUCUGGUUUCAGACUUGCAAAUUUAGAUCAAUGUAUGAUUGGAGAGUUGUGACACAGCUAUCACAGGUGGUUUUUUUUUCGUCUUAAUGGAUACUUUAGGAAAACAUAAAAUAGCGUACUUUGAAAAGUUUCUGAGUGCAGCCCUUUUAAAAUGUAUUUUUUAUUUUUUUAUAUUUCAUUAACGUAACUCUAAAAUAAGAUGGUUUAAGGAAGCUACCAAAUCAACCAAAUUUUUUUUUUUACCCAUUAAAAUCAAGAAAGCUGUGGCCUUUAUAUUAACUAGAAUGUCAAAAAAAGUCACAUAACAAUGAUCAGCCAGUUACUCCUCUUUAAGAUAAUGUAAUUGUUAUUUUUUAUUUGGCUUUAUAUUUGGUUUAUAUAAUCAAUUCUCUGCCACUGCUGCUAACACUUCUUUUUUAAGAAGUUAAUUUACAUUUAACACCAGAAGAAUCCAGAUUCCAAAAACAGGAACUUUGUCUUAGAGAUUAAUUGAGUAGAGUUUUUUUUUUUUUUUCAUUUUCUUUUUUUUUUUUAGAUUACGUUAAAUCUUAAGAUCAGACACAAAGUCACUUUUAGAGAAGAGGCAUAAUCAGAUUUGUAUUUUUCUUCGCCCCAGGAGCUAAAUUGAGCCACCAGGGGGCAGUACGAGUCAUGUUACAGGCAGCAGAUUAUUCAGCAGACACCGAUUUGGAAAGAGUCCCAACAGCAUCAUCUUACAGUGAAUCAGUUCAACAGUGGCUUAUAAACGCUGUAAAACGACUGCUGCAUAAUGGUUCCAAUCGUGACCUGUAGCAUCAGCAUCAGCAUCAUCAUCAUCAUGUCAGUUAAUAUGUUAAGUGUGAGAUUCUGUGUUGAGAGAAACACUUUCUGUGUGACGUCCAUCAUCUGUCCAGUGAAAGGGAAACGUCUGUUUCUUUGAGAGAACAGAUAACACAAGGAGGAUUAGGGGUACAGAGCGGUGUCGCACCUCAUUGUUUCUUUUCCUCAGAUUAGUUUUACAGUUUCUAAAUAUGUAAAUCUAUCACUGUAUAUUUCUCUUUUGUUAAGUUUUUUUUUGUUGUUUUUUUUUUGUAAGUGCACCAUUUUAUUUCUCUGGCCUUUUUGUUUCUCCAAUGGAAAAAAAAAAAAGAAAAUACUUGACACAUGUGAGGGGAUUUGCAUUGAGGUUAGCCCCAGUGUUUUCAAUAUCAAGCAGACUGUACUGUACAUUUAGUGGAUGCAAGUGGCUGGCUUUCUUCUCAACAGGGUCUGUAUUUUGAGGGUAUAAUGUCAGAUAUUUCUGUUUUGUAAAGUUGGACUUCACUUCUUUUGUUUUCACACAUGAAAACAUGAUUUUUGCACAGUGUCUUUUUGUGAAUGUUAACCCGUUGUUUCUUUCCUUUGUGUGUGUGUGUGUGUGUAAGUGAGAGAGAGUGUGUGUGUGCAUGUAUGCGCACACAUUUUUUUGUUGUGUUGUAGCUUUUCUGUCUACAGGUCACAUUUCUCGUUGGGGGGAGAAAAAAAAACAUAGUUGUUGCCUUGUCACAAGUUUGUGGCUCUAUAUAAUUUAUUCUACUUUUCUUUUGCUUUGCCAAACUCUCACCAAAUAUGACAUUCUUUCUCAUUUCAUUAUCUAUUUACAAAUGUAAAAUGCCUUAUUUAGCUCGUUAUUAUUAUUGUUGUUUUUUUUUUCUGUAUAGAUGCUCUGUUACAUCUCCGUUUAGGGACGUCAUUUUAUCAUGUUUAUGUUCACAUACAUGUUCGUACAUGGCCUUGGUGAUGUGCAUUAACAGUAAAGUGAAGGUACUGCUGUCCAAAUCACGCGUUCUAAAAAAAAAAGUCAAUCAAGUCAUCGCUCAAAGCACAAAAUGAUUUAACAAAAAGUGACUCUUUCCGUACCUGUGCCUCUAAAAAUGACCGACAGUCUCUCCUUUUCUUUUGUGGGCAUCACUAUUUUGACAGCACAUUUCCACAGCGAAGUUAGCGUUGGAAGACAAAUUAAAUGUUGGAAAAUGUGAAACUCUCUGUUGGAUUUCUUCUAAACUCCCACAUGGUGUCAGAGUGUAAGAGCAACCUCAAAAAGAGUGUAAGUUUGGAGGUUCAUGCUCGUCGCUCUAAUCAGUGGCACCCGCACCCGCGUUCACCCGUGUACUGAAACCUCAGCGGUGACGGUGGCAAGAGAAAAUGUUGCAGUUUGGAAACCCUGAAAUUGAACUUAAAAGUAUGAUAACGCACAUGCUGUAUUCACAAUAUAACCUUUAUGGAUCAGUUGUUAUGAGCAGCUCCUUUUUUUUUUUUUAAAUGUGACUCACUUCUUUCAUUCUCGUAUAGAAACUUGAAACAAACCUGUUGGUGCAGUGUGUGACAGCAGCUCAGUCAUGUUGAUGGCUCUGUAUUGUCUCGUCGUGUCACAUUUCACACCAUGCCUUCUUUAACAGUGUUCUGUCCCCCCCCUUUUUUUUUUUUUUAAACUGAAGUCCUUAAGCUAAGGUCACCUCGAUUAAAAAAACGAAACAAAAAAAAAAAUCUGUUGUAAACGUAUGUCAUCAUAAAUAAUGUAUUUAUUGUGAGGUUCUCGUCUUUACAGCGUCGUCUCAUGACUGAUUAAUGGCUGAUUUUGUUACUGUUGAAACAUUUCCUGAAAGACAAAAGUGUUUUGGUUCACAUGGAAGCUAAACUGUCACCUUUUUUUUUAUUUUUAUUUUUUACAUGUAAUAACAUGAUGAAUAUUCCCUGAAGUAUCUGCUCUUUAAAUGUGCCAUAUGUUAAUAACCUUCCCUGACGGUGAUCUUCUGAUUAUUGGGCUCAAACCUAUUUCAGUAUCAAUUCCCAGAAAGUAACAAUUGCCCCAGAUUAAAAAAAUGUGGUGAAUAAUUAUUAUUGUUAUUUUUUGGACCGCAUUUUCAGAGAUGUCUGUGGAGUGCAGUACUUAUGUUAUUUCAGAAGCUGCACACCCAAAAAGCAGACGUAGAUUUACACAAUUACUCCUUUACGUAAUCAUUUACAAUAUGUUUUACAGUUUGUUAUCUUUUGUUAUGUGUGUGGAAUACUGCAUUAUCAAAUCAUAUGGAUCUGGAUUCCACUUUCCGAAGUUAAUGUAAAACAGUUCUACAGAAAUGCAGACAAAUCUUGGAUUCGAGCUCGAAAAGAAGCGAUCAUGCCUGAAAACUGUUCCGUUUGCUUGUUUGUUUACCACCCUGUCACUGGCCAUGACAUGCUACGUCUGCCAUUUUCACAGAAAGGUAUGAGAAACUCUCGUCACACGAGGACUUGUGACUUUUUGUCAGCUGAUCUGUGGCUGAUCUUUGACCUGCCUCACUGUAGAAGAAGAAGGCCAGGCUGUGUGAGAAAACUCACAUCUUCCAAACACACCGCACAGCUCCAGUUCUGAGUAUAAAGUUAAACAGGAUUAGCAGAUGUGUCAAUAUAAAGCUUAAAAGUCUAAUGUGAAAAAAUAAAAUCUACUAUCAAAGCAUUUUGCCUUACUAAAGAGAAUCUUAUAAAAGCAAGAAAACCCUUGUGUCAUUUGUCAUCUGGUUCCAUUCGUCACAGGCUGGUUUUCACUGACACUGAUUUAUUAGCCUUGAAAUGAGAAGUGAAUAUAAGAGGGUUUUUCCCCUUUGUUUGUCUAACAGUUUGAUAUAAUGUGGUUUAGGACUUUGCUGCAAAUUAAGUUUUCUUUAAUUCCCCUUGAACAGUUGGACUCGGAUAAAUCUUCGAAACACAUUUUGUUUUUUUGCAAAAUGACAGCGUGAAAUAACAGUUUUAGGCAAAUCAAAUCGAUUCCCGACAACCGCAAUGACCGUAUUUUACUUCACUAUGCUUGUUUUGUUUUAACAAAGGCCUGUCAGAGAAAUCAGUGACGAUCAGAAACAGCUUCACCAUCUCCGCCUGAACUCAUAUCUGUCAAACCCACUUUAAUGCAAUGCAAGCUGAAUAUCUGACGCUAAAUGGACCCAAACAAAUAGGUGCAAUGUAAUUGACAGACCACUACUGACUGGUCCUGAGUCAGUAACCUUCCUUGGUGGGGUUUUUAUUUUUCUUUCUUUCUUCCUUCCUCUUUUUUGUUCAUAUUAGUAACUAUAUCUCUCUGUAUUCCCAUGUGGACCAAUCUCAUGAGUCAAAACAUGGUAUGUGUGAUCUUUUAUUGUGCAAUAAAAGAUGACUUUCAACUUUG
Molecule: messenger RNA, 15850 nt
Organism: Solea senegalensis (Senegalese sole)
Lineage: Eukaryota; Metazoa; Chordata; Actinopteri; Pleuronectiformes; Soleidae
Gene: chd6
Product: chromodomain helicase DNA binding protein 6
Exons: 45
Coding region: 557-11293 (3578 amino acids)
Molecular function (GO): protein binding; ATP binding; ATP-dependent chromatin remodeler activity
Source: RefSeq, a predicted model, not a curated record